AUGGGGAGAACUCAACCUUCAAUUGGACAACCCCCAGCGGCGUUCCGCAAAGCCGCGCGCGCUAAGAGGGCUAAAGUCACUCUCAAUCAACUCAUACCAUCAUUGCUUCCCACGCACCCACGAGCUCGUCGCGGAAUCGACACUGCUGAGCUCAUCAUCGAACCAAGUCCCAUUCUGAAACAACCGUCAUCUUCAAAUCAGGCAGCUUGGGAUGCCUCCAACACAGACUCAGUGCCCCGUAUCCGACUUCAAGUGGCCGAUACUCUAACAGCUGCUCAUGCAUUAGUCGUUGAGAAGUCAACGCCAGACCGACCGGCGGACCUAAGCAACAAGGAAACGCGGGUUGCCAUCCUAAACAUGGCAUCUCCUCUUACGCCAGGCGGCGGCUUUGUAAACGGAGCAAGCAGCCAGGAAGAGUCCCUGUGCAUGCGCACAACGCUGCUUCCCUCUCUCAGGGACGAAUACUACCGCCUACCGGAGCUCGGAGCAAUAUACACACCCGACGUGAUGGUCUUCAGAGACGAGUAUUCUAGCAAUGUACUGGAAAAGAAAGAACGCUGGUUCGUUGACUGCAUCAGUGCUGCGAUGCUACGGAACCCCGAGACCGAACGGGACGAGAUAUCGGGAUUCAGCCACUACGUACAUGAAAAGGAUCGUCAGCUCGUUUUGGAGAAGAUGAAAAUGGUCUUACGGGUCUGUCAAAUGAAGGGCGUCAAAAAGGUCGUACUCGGAGCAUGGGGCUGUGGCGCGUACGGUAAUCCGGUAGCCGAGGUCGCUAAAGCUUGGAGGAAGGUUCUUAUCCCGAGAAACGACACGAAAGGAAAGAAAAAAGGAAACAAGGAGACUUGGGACGGGGUUGAAGACAUUUUGUUCGCCAUAAAAGACCCUGGUAUGGCAGAUGCUUUCGAAGAAGCUUUUGGCAAGGGCAUUGAGCGAGAUGAGCUGGACAAUGUUGAAGACACCGAAGACAGCGAGCCGGAUGUGGACGAGAGGAACAAGCUGGAGCUUCAGGCCAGCAUUGACGAGCUGCAGCACCGCAUUGAGGCGACAUCCAACCAGCCGCUUAAGAACAGUCUCAACUCGAUCCUUGCGGGCUUAGUUGGUCGGCUACCCUCAGCUGUUGCAGACGAUGACGGUGGAGCCGAGGAAGAUAGCGAUGAGUCAGAUGAUGAGGGCAAACACGAGAUUGGCGAUAUGUAA
This is a messenger RNA of Colletotrichum graminicola M1.001, 1200 nucleotides long. RefSeq lists its product as uncharacterized. The transcript has a single exon. Lineage: Eukaryota; Fungi; Ascomycota; Sordariomycetes; Glomerellales; Glomerellaceae. The coding region runs from base 1 to 1200 and encodes 399 amino acids. The record is from RefSeq and is a predicted model, not a curated record.